Messenger RNA from Cladophialophora yegresii CBS 114405, 705 nucleotides. RefSeq lists its product as uncharacterized. The record is from RefSeq and is a predicted model, not a curated record. The coding region runs from base 1 to 705 and encodes 234 amino acids. Lineage: Eukaryota; Fungi; Ascomycota; Eurotiomycetes; Chaetothyriales; Herpotrichiellaceae. The transcript has 3 exons.
AUGGGCGGCCCAGGCUCUGGUGGCUACAAGAACAAGCCAGGUGACACCGAGACUCAUUCAGCAUGGGACAUCAUACCUCAGGACCCCGAAGGCACUCAGAAACUCGCCCAGGUACGAUGCAAGUACUGUGGCAGAGAAAUGGCACAGCACACCUCCCGCCAGCGUGUCCACCUCCUUGGCUGCCAAAACUACCUGAACGCAAUGAAAGAACAAGGCAUCGAGACCUCCAUCACUCGUCAAGCGGCUGAUCCGCAAGCAUUCUUCAGAAGCUCCGACUGGGCACAGAAGUCGGCGGAGGCGAAGGCGCCCAAGGUUCUGAAGAUGGGAGAUCACACUACAGCCGUGCGCAUUCAAGCAUUGGCGCUGGCCGAGGCCAGUAUUUCCUAUGAGAGAAUCCAAGAGAUCACUGGCAUGGACCCCAAGGUUAUGGCUGGACUUCGAAGACUCGCCCGCGAACGCGGCUACGACCCUAAUAUCUCCAUGCAACUCAAGGAAGAGUAUGUGCUGGAUCCACCAAACACCUCCCGCCCUCGCGGCCGACCGAAGAAGAGGAAGCCAGAAGAUGAAGUCGAUCCCGCCCUCACCAACAUGUCCGAUGGCGCCCAGACUACACCACCGACCUUCAACACUCCCAAUCGCGGCAACUUGCCUCCUGGUCAAUGGGACUUCAUGGCGCCCACUCCAACCGGCUACACAAUGACUUAG